UAAAUAAUUGAUGUGUUUUGCAUUAGUAGGUACUAGUGACAAUCAUUUGGUUUGGGUCCCCAUCUAAUGGGGUUUUAUCUAACAUGGAACCUCCAGUCAAAAAAGCUAAACUGACUUCUGGUGUCAAAGAUGACGUCACAAUACCCUGUGUGAUGGUAUUAGAAACUCUUGUUAAACUAACUGCUGACCAACAUUGCAAAUUCCAACUCAAUAAUCAUGUUGGCAAAAAGCAAGAACUUCCAUUUGCGCAAAACCCGUGGUUCUAUAAACAAAAGCACUUAAAGAAAACUGUUUUAAAACGUGCAAAGAAAAAUGCGUUUCGAAAGGACUCUUGCAAGCAACUUGUAGUAGAAGCUUACAGAGUACGAGCUGAACAGUUAAAGAACUCAACAAAACUAUUUGAAGUCGAAUAUAUUGCAAAUUUUAAGAUGAUUUCUAGCAUCCGAUAUUACCUUGUUAAGUGGGUUGGUUGGCCAAUGGAGGCAAACACAUGGGAACCAGCGGAUAACUUAAGUUGUCCCAACCUUAUUCAUGACUUCCAUGAAGAUUACACAAAACAAUUAAACAAGUUCCUUAAGGAGAGGAAACUGUCGUGGAAUAAGCUGUUCGUGCAACAGAAAAAAGAGAAAGGUGUUUUCCAAAAACUUUUUGAAUCGACACCGACAAAUUUUAAAUAUGUUUCACUUUACGCCGAGGAAAAAAGAAAAGUUCUUCAUCAAUUACAAAUGUGGCAGAAACGAAUCAACGAGAUUUCGAAAUCCAUGCCUUUGAUUGCUGUAGAAAAUGAAGUGGAUUUAUGCAGUUUUCCCCCCGAGUUUGAAUACGUUGAAUCAAAUAUAACUGGAAAAGAUGUUAUUAUCCCUACGGACCCUCUGAUUGGCUGCGAUUGCACCAAUGGCUGCACUUCCCGCCUAAUUUCAAAUGGAUGUUGUCCUGGUAUCCAUAAAGGGAGAGCCCCUUAUGCAAAUAAGCUCGUGAAAAUCAAGCCGGGAAAAGCAAUAUUUGAAUGUAAUAGAAGAUGCAAAUGCGGAGUGGAUUGUCCGAACCGUGUUGUUCAACAUGGACCUCGUAAUGCAUUAUCCAUAUAUAGAACUUCUAAUGGUAAAGGAUGGGGAGUUAAAACCCUACAGUUUAUUCCUAAGGGAACGUUUGUUAUGGAAUAUGUGGGUGAGGUAAUCACGAAUGACGAAGCUGAAAGACGCGGGAAACAAUACGACAACAACGGAAUCACUUAUUUGUUUGAUCUCGAUUAUUACGACUCGGAGAACCCUCUCACUGUAGAUGCGACGCGUUACGGAAAUAUUUCACAUUUUGUAAAUCACUCGUGCUCUCCUAACUUACAAGUAUACAACGUGUUCAUCAAUAACUUGGAUCCAUCACUGCCACGAAUUGCAUUGUUCGCCAAAUGUAAUAUCGGAACGAAUGAAGAACUUACAUUUGAUUACCAGAUGACUGGAGAUAAUACAACAGACACAACCAACCCCAGCUCCAUUAAACGGACUCGUUGUCUUUGUGCGUCACCCAAUUGUCGCGAGUGGUUGGUAUGAUUUUUACAACUUCGUGUACUGCACAAACUUUAUGUUCAGCUUUAUUUCAAGUUUGCUUCUUUGGUUUCUACUUCAAAGUUUACCGCAUGCAAACACAAGCAAUGCUUCUCAACCUUGUGACCCAAAUAUUCAACACAAAUUUAAAGCAAAUCCUUGGCAGACGAAUUUCCAAAACUCCACUUCAUAAUUUUUCAGUAAACUUAAAAUUUAAAUUUUAACAAGCUUUGUGGACCACUGUGGUAUUUGAAUCAAAUGGUGACCCAGGGGUUGAGAAGCACUCGUAUAAAAUGUUGAAUACUAAACUUGUGUUACAACUUACAAACAAAUACUUUUUAGACUUUGUAAAACAAAGUUAUAGAAGUUAUAAUGAUUGCAUUAUUAAUAAAACUGCAUCAAAACA
Messenger RNA from Ciona intestinalis (vase tunicate), 1947 nucleotides. NCBI's taxonomy places the organism in Eukaryota, Metazoa, Chordata, Ascidiacea, Phlebobranchia, Cionidae. The record is from RefSeq and is a predicted model, not a curated record.